Molecule: messenger RNA, 1763 nt
Organism: Podarcis muralis (Common wall lizard)
Lineage: Eukaryota; Metazoa; Chordata; Lepidosauria; Squamata; Lacertidae
Gene: RPUSD3
Product: RNA pseudouridine synthase D3
Biological process (GO): pseudouridine synthesis
Molecular function (GO): RNA binding; pseudouridine synthase activity
Source: RefSeq, a predicted model, not a curated record
GAGCCAUUUCGGGUUUAAUCCUUCCUCCGCCGAUUUGGGCGCGCGUGGGUCUGAACGGAGCCUUCUGCUCUCCUCGGGGUCGCGAUGUUCCGCUCGAGCCGUUGGUGCCUCCUCUGCGGGUGCGGAAGGCCGUUCAGCUCCCGCGCCUGGUAUCAGUUGCUGCAGAAGCAAAGAGGCUCACGGAAGCCAGUCACAGACAACUCCAGUGAAGGAAGCAUCUUGAGUCCCACAAGAUCACUCAGCCCCGAGGAAACGUUGAACCUGCUGGAAGCAUCAGUAGUGCAUGCAGAUGGUUCACUGGUGGCCAUCAGCAAACCCCCUGGCUUACCUGUGACAGGCAAACCGGGGGAGCUGACCUUGCUGUCUCUUUUACCGGAUCUAAGCCAGAAGCUUGGCUUCCCACAGAACCUCGAUGUGAUAAAAGCUGCAGUAAAGGAGAGUUCUGGACUUGUUCUGCUCUCAGGUUGCCCGAGCACCACCCAGCGCCUCCAGGAUUUCUAUGCCCGAUGUAGGAGAGCAGGAGAUCCAGCCGCUACCUACUGUGCUGUCACUACCAGGAUCCCUGCAGCCUCGGAAGGGGAAAUUCGUACAUGUCUCAAACUGAUACAGGUCGAAGACCAUAAGCUGGUGGUGCCAGUGGCUUCGCCUUCUCGAGGCAGCCUCCAGAGGAAGGAGGUUAGAAAAACACAGACACUCUAUAAGGUGUUGGACUCCCGCGAAGGCUGCGCCUUGGUGCAGCUACAGCCACUGACAGCCUUCACUAACCAACUCCUGGUCAGCCUGAUACUGCUGCUGAGCCCUGCGCUAGGGGACCACGUGUAUUCCUCCCGUGUGGGGUCUGUCCUGGGGGAGCCCUUCCUCUUGCCAGCUGAGAGUACCCUGCCUCGCACACAGGUCCUAGAAGAUGCUCUGCUGAAGAAGCUGCACCUGCAGCAGCAACUGGCGCACCGAUUGCCUCUCCACCUGCACCUGCACCAGCUCCUCCUCCCGGCCGCCGGCUCCCCUUCCUCCCGCACUGUGCUCACGGCUCCUCCACCACCUUUUUUCCUGAAGACCCUUUGUCUUCUGGGCCUCUCCCUGCCGCAGGACAAAAACAAGCAGUGACAAGGCAUCCGAAGCGUUUGCCUCAGCUCAGCAGGUACCGCCUGCCCCGGUCAAGUUGAAGUGAUGGCUUUUGACAGCCAGAAGCAGGUCUCUGCCAGGUUCUUGCUGCGGGAAGAAGCGUCUCGUCUCCUACUGGCCGGAUGCUCCCAGAGCUGCUGCUGAAGGAUGUGAAAGGGAGAGGCUUCCUUUAUACCUCCUGCGGUCUUAACAGGGCAGCAAAAGCAAUUUUUGGAACUUUUGGUGCCGUGCAGCAAUGAAGGUAGCAGCGAGGGAAACCUGGGUUCUAGAGUUUAUGUUUGCCCUGAUAAAUGCAGCCUCCACAGGCUGUGAACCAGCAGGCCAAUGGCGUACACAUGGUUGCGCCAUGGCAACGCGAGUUAGUGGCUGGCUUGAGGUCCAGGCUGGAAAAAGCUUAGGCACACCCAACUCCUACUGAAAUCGGCGGGAGUGCUGCACUCCCAUUAACUCUGAUGGGAUGCAUGCGCUCCUCAUGCUGUGUGGUUUAUGCUCCUUGCAGCACUAAGCAGUUGCUUGCCAAUGGUUGCCUCUGGCACUCAAGGUAAUGGCACUCUUCUGGGGGGUAAAGCAGUGUAGGAUUCUCUCCUUUAAUCCGUAUAUCUAUGAAACACAAAUGACUAAUGAAAAAAAUGUGCUUUGGC